This is a messenger RNA of Trichosporon asahii var. asahii CBS 2479, 558 nucleotides long. RefSeq lists its product as uncharacterized. Lineage: Eukaryota; Fungi; Basidiomycota; Tremellomycetes; Trichosporonales; Trichosporonaceae. The record is from RefSeq and is a predicted model, not a curated record. The transcript has 2 exons. The coding region runs from base 1 to 558 and encodes 185 amino acids.
AUGCCCGCGAUCCGCAACGAGCGGUCCUCCUCCGCUCGUCCACCCUCCAUCUCGCGCCGCCCCUCCCCCACCCCCGCCUCAGCCACGGCAUUGGGCCCAUGCCCCUGCCAUUCUGGAUCCAUCAAACCCCUCCCUCGCAAACGAGAGGUCCGCGUCCGUCUUCUUUUGUCCUGGCAAUCGUAUCCCGGCGUAGAGCCCGGGCUCUCCGACCCACACAACCUAAUACAGGCCGAUCUGCGAGUAGGAAAGGGACACGAAACGCUGAACCUGCACCGAAAACGAUCCCUCCGACGCGCAUUCGUGCUCUGCUGUCUUGUCAAGGGGCUCGGUGUACGGAGUACAGACAUCGUGACCGUCGAAAACGAAGAGGGCAAGGUCGUAGACCGGAAUGAAGCCCUGUCCGACAUUCUGGGGGACGAACUGGACGAUGUCGAGUUCUUCGUUACGUUUCGAACGGCAGUACAUAUUUGUGACAAGUAUCUCUGUCCCAAGGAUGCAGCACCUGAAGACGAGCUCGUGCGACGGUUCGAGGAACUGAUGGGCCUGGGGUCCUCAUAG